Fimicolochytrium jonesii is the source of this 2513-nucleotide messenger RNA. RefSeq lists its product as uncharacterized. NCBI's taxonomy places the organism in Eukaryota, Fungi, Chytridiomycota, Chytridiomycetes, Spizellomycetales, Powellomycetaceae. The transcript has 13 exons. The record is from RefSeq and is a predicted model, not a curated record. Bases 490 to 2103 code for a protein of 537 amino acids.
CGAGUUUGCAGGGGCUGAGAAGAAAAAACCGCUCAAGGUUGGAUCACCGCCGGCUGUCUCCCACAAGCGUUAGUUAAGCUCACCCAUUCGGCGAAAGCCAGGAAUGGCCACCUUUCGCCGGGUUUAGCCGAGAAUAGCCCUAUAUUUGGCACCAGCGACUUGGCAAUCAUUUCCAUUAGCCCGCGUCUCGUAAACGUUGGCGUCCAACAAACCUAAUUCAUAGCUUCAUUGGGAUGAAUUGUCGAGGAGGCAUGCAUGACCCGUCCACCGCCCAUGCACCUUGGGCGAGGUUACGUCUGACAGGGGAUCAACAGCAACCCUUCGCUCGCCCACCUCCUUAAAAACCUUGCGGAAGGGCCGGGUCCCGUCUUGCGAUUUUCAUACACUAUCCUAAACCCUUGAUCCACCUUCAAUCCACCGCUUUGCUGCAUUCCCUGCUAAUUGAAGCAUUUUACAGUACUUUGUCUUCACUAACAAUCGUCGACAAACAUGGAGGAAGGCCGAGAAGCCAACGUCGCUGAGCUCGCUCAAGAGUCGCGCCAUACUGAGACGAAGAAACUCUUCCCAGGCGUCCCUCUCACCAUCUUGGCGCCUGUGUUGGUCGCUUUAGCGCUCAUUGGUGUCAUUCUUCCGAAUACCUACAUCUUGCAAAACGCCAGUCAGGACUCCACGCAGGAUGUGACCAACAAAUAUCUGUCCUCGCUGCUUUCCAACGUCAGAUACCAAGUGGAAACGGUCGUCAACCCUUUAAAGCCGGUAGCUACUAUCUUGGCAGGAAUCCCUGCGAGCACGAACUGGCUCCUUUCCGCCCAAAAGGACAACUAUACCAAUCUCGAGGCCUUCGCCGAAACAAUCUCCACUUAUGGCGCCACAAAGGCCGCUCUUAGCCUGGAUGGAGUGGUCUGCUUGCGUGCAUCAUGGAGAGCUGGCUACGAGAACCUCGGGUUAGGAAUCCGCGACGUCAACAAAACCACGGUUAACCUGGGCAUCAUCCAGCUGAUUGUGCCUCCGGGUUAUCCCGACACCGUUGCAGCGAUCACGGACAAUGAUACACCCUUUCAACAGCGUGGCAUUGUCGUCGACCAGACCACUUGGUUGCCGAAGGUUCCACUGCCGAACGGUACUUUUCCUCUUACCAUUCCGAGUUCAGUGUACAUCAACUUGGGUCUCGUCCCUACGACUAGUUUCAUCGUGUAUAAGGACUCAGUCACCAAGCAGCAGAUUUCGUACGCUGUAAAGAGCGUCUUCCUCAACCCGACCGACAAAACCCCAGCGUACACUUGUGCCGCGGGUAUCAAGACUGCCACAUCGUGGAACACUGCCCUAUUGAAGGCGAGACCAACCGAGGACUCAGUGCUCACCCUCUUCGACCCGCAAUUCAACAUCCUCGCUUCCACCGGGAUGGUCAUGAACGCGACGGCGAGCUCGACCACGUACGAUACUGCUUACCCCAACGAGGACGCGCUUGCGUUCCAGACCUUCAUCAAGUCGAAAUAUACUCUCGCUGGUGCAGUCGCAGCCGGAAAGGCGCAAACCACGUUUGAAGUCGAAAUUGCUGGUACCCACUAUAUCGUUGGAAUCGAUUUGGCCGGCGCCCAGACAUACCCCUCGUACCCGCUUCUUCUCGUUGCUGCGAUUCCUCGUGAAAAGAUCUACGGCAAGAUCGAAGCUGCCAAGAAACGCAGCACGGGCGUUGUCAUUGGAAUCGCCAUCGCCGUGACUGCCUUUGUAGCGGCUGUCUUUAUCGUUGUCGCGCUUCCGCUCUUGACGCUUGCGCGGGAGAUGGAGAAGCUGACCAAGCUAGACUUUGGAUCUCUCGAGGCGUCUGGAUCGUUGGAGCGCCGCAGUUUGAUUUGGGAGUUGAGUAAAGUGCAGACUACCUUCGCUACGAUGGUCAAGGCAUUCGCUGGCGCCAUCAAGAAGAACCGUGCGUUGGUCAACAAGUCUGCUCAAAACGGAGGAGCAGUAUCUAGCACCAGAUCCGGCGUUAACGCCAGCACUAAGAAUUUGCCGGGAGCCGGAGGAACUAUUAACGCAAGUACCAAACACAUGAUAAUGGGACCGCCGAGCCCGACCACGAAGAACCCCUCCGGCGGGUUCUAAGAUCAGGUCUCGCAAGUUUUUUUCACUUCAUUUCGCGGUCAUUUUUGGAUUUUGGAGUUUCGGAAGAUAGGUCUUUGAUACCCUUCCCCAUUGGAGCUAAAGACCCAUCGUUAUGUUUUCGCUGUGCGUGUGCCUAGGUAUACCAUAGGGACAUCGUCGCUUGAUUCUGCCUGUAUAACUUAUCAAAGUGUCACCAUUUUAAAGCACGAAUAGUGCAGCCCGAUAAUUUCAUACCAGAUGCCGUCAAUUCAAGUGAGACGCCAAGAACCAGGGGUGGCAGCCGCUCGUCAGGCUAUGCCAAAGAAGGAUGGGAAGGUCGACAAGCGCUGGAACUCCUGAGGUCCAUUCUGUAUGCGCAAUAUGACCUUCAUGUCCAUUGUUCCGAGCUUCCGAAAGCUUGGGAGCGCGUG